UUUGUGGUUUGCGAAAGGUUUCUCGGAAAACAAGACGAAGUUGCUGAAGAAGAGAUACCCCAGCGUGUUGAGGCAACUCUCACCCUGACGAGCUGUGACUUGCCUUAAAAGUGAAAUGAACAGCGAUGAUCCGCAUGAGACCGCAGAUAUCCUCAAUCUUUUCGGAUCCGACGCGUACAAUGAAGUUAAAUUCCCCAAUUAUGAACCCGUGUACCACCCUGACUUGGCGAACGAUCCUCACCCGCGACCCCCGGGGGACGAGCUCGACCAACCCGGCAGCAACGAAUGCAUAGACCUUGCUGUCCGAAACGAGACGUAUCAAACAGUGACCCACGACCCGGGCUUGUCGCACAGCCCGAACUUGACCAACUUGACCUUCGGGGUGUCGUCCACGGUGUUUAGCGACGACAUGAUUUCCCGGAAUUACCAGCAAAGCGGGAUGUAUCCUCAACCUCUGGACGCCUUCGACACUCACUCUAGUCCGUAUGAGAGCGCGGGUGCCCAGGGCUUGGCAAUCGGCGCGGAGGAUUUCGAAUGUCAAGAAAGCUUAUUUCCUCCUUUUCAAUUCAUGAGCGGGGUACAGGGAGACGUUCUGGACCAGCACCCAGGAUGCCCCGCAGAGCAUUUCCUUCCACCUCUGAGGGAAACUUUGAAUCAUUCCCAGCCUGGUCCAGAUUCUUCCGUUUUCUCUACUUCGCUCGGCUUAAACAGACACGGCCCGAUCGAAGUGAUUCUACCGCCGUCCGAGUGUUGGAAUAACCCGGACGCUGACGCAAGCAACGUGCAAUGGUCCGUGAACCACAUGAUGAACUUGGACCAUACUUCCUUCCCUGGCCUGGACUUGCCCUCAACUACUUCCGGCCUCAGGCCGGAAACUGCCGUUCACUGCGGAUCCGCACCGAAUGAAUCGCAGAGUAGUGGAAAAUCUCAACGUAGGCCUGUGCUGAUGGUCAAAGGGGCGAUGCGAACGCCCAAUCCGAGUGGAGACAGGCAAGAGUCCCCGCAAAAGCCAGUGAAGGAUCAUGGAAAACGUGCUCAUAAAGCGCGUCAGAAAACCAAAAGCCAACAACAGGAAGAAGAGAGGGAAAGAAUCAACCUUGAAGCACUCACGGAAGACAUGUUGAGGGACUGGAAAGUUCAAGAUUUGAACAGGCAGCUGAAAGGAAUGCCGAAAGAGCUCCGCAACAAGUUCAAAAAAGACCGACGAACCCUGAAAAACCGCAUUUACGCUCACAAUUCCAGACACAAGAAGAAUUCGGAACUCAAGGAAUGUAAAGAAGAGCUCAACCGCAUCAAAGCCUCGAAUCAUCAAUUGCAAUGCGAAAACGACUUCGUGGUGAAUAAAUCCAAUCGGUAUCAGGCUGCGAUGCAUAAAAUUUUCGAGGCCUGGAGAAGCCUCCGGCAGGCUGUCAAUAAUCCCGAUAGAAACCAUACCGAGUUCGACAAUGUCAUUUCCGAAAUUCAGGAGGAAAUCCAUAAUUAUUCCACUUUCGCUCGAGAGGCGAUUUACCACCAUUUGCCUCCAGAUCACCCGAGUAACCAAGACGACGAGAGCACGUCGCAGUCCUCGCUGAUGCCUGACGGGAAUUUCGACGACGACGUCGAGGACCCAACGACGGCCUUGGCGCAGAUUGUGACAGAAGCUUGCCGCGAGGCUAGUGUACGGAACGGACGGUUUCUGAAAAACUUUUGAAUUAUUUCGGGGCAUUCACUCGUUUUAUUUAUGCUGGGCUCUUGAUCGCGAGAUUUAUUUUGCUGGGAAAAUGGCUGAAUAUACGCAUAUGCGAGUACUUCUGA
This is a messenger RNA of Notodromas monacha, 1797 nucleotides long. NCBI's taxonomy places the organism in Eukaryota, Metazoa, Arthropoda, Ostracoda, Podocopida, Cyprididae. The record is from the annotation of a GenBank genome assembly.